This is a messenger RNA of Neurospora tetrasperma FGSC 2508, 1020 nucleotides long. RefSeq lists its product as uncharacterized. The record is from RefSeq and is a predicted model, not a curated record. Lineage: Eukaryota; Fungi; Ascomycota; Sordariomycetes; Sordariales; Sordariaceae. The transcript has a single exon. The coding region runs from base 1 to 1020 and encodes 339 amino acids.
AUGCGAUUCCCAAUGACGACAUCAACUCUCUCCCUUCUCAUGCUACUCCAACUGCAUGCCGCGGAAGCAGCGCUCUCAAUUUCUUCCCUAAGUUCCCUUCCCAGCCUAGCCACCGAGAUCCAGACACCGAACCAGAACCUCCUAGCCUACCUCUCCACCACCCACGAUACUUCACCUCUUAACUCCUCCGCUCUAUGCACCACCAUCCUCUCCCGCGAUAAAACCGCCCUCUUCCUACCGAACGCACGCAUCCCCCUGUCUUCGGCAGGUUUCAUUGGUUGCUUCCUCGAGAAGCCACAAGGGCCGCAAGCAGAAGAAGACAACCAGCACCAACAGCUAGUCUUUACAGGGAUUCCAGCGGGAUGGCAAUUCAGUAUUACGGAGAUUACGGUCGGUGGGUGGUUGGACCUGGAAAAGGGGAGUUUUGUUGAGAGGGUUUCGCUUUCUCUUAUCUAUCCAGUCGCUACUUUCACUGAGAAGAUUGCUGGUGGUGGUGAUGGUGAUGGCAGUAGUACGGAACACGAUAUGCACAACAGUCAAGACGAAGAAGUCGAAAGAGAUAAGGGGUGGAAAUGGGAUCUUAUUAAAAGAAGGGAACCCGGAAAAACGAGUAAAGCAACGCCAGGAACCAAAAGUCAAAGUCAAGCUCUAGUCGACAUAGCAACAGCCCUCACACCUUACGGCCGUUUCGGCACCGGAUACCAAGGGGGCUUCAACUUGUCUAUACCUGUCAAGCCCUCCUCAGGCGCCAGCAAGAAAGGGAAGAGAAAGCGGCGACUGGCUGUUUCAUCGUGCUCGACGGGUACGGAGAUGCAGGUUAGGUUGGGCGCUGAAUUGUGGUUUUCGCUUUCGAGUGAGCAGAUUGAGUUUGAUGAUACGGUUGCUCAUCGGGGGAUGCUGGGUGGUGAGCUUGGAGAGCCCGGAGAGCUCCCGGGAGAAGGGGAUGGGCGGCAUCAGGGAUGGGAGGCGUGUGAGAAGACAUUGAGGGUAGGGAUGCGGGGGGAGUGGAAGAGGUGUUGA